GGCGGGGCUGGGCUGCGAGAGGAGCCGCUGUCAUGGCCUACGCCAACCCCGUGCCCAAGCUCUACAGAUCUGUCAUUGAAGAUGUGAUUGAAGGGGUCCGUGAGCUAUUUACAGAAGAAGGGAUAGAAGAACAAGUUCUAAAAGACUUAAAGCAGCUGUGGGAGACAAAGGUGAUGCAGUCUAAGGCAACAGAAGGUUUCUUCAGAAAUAGCCACCCGGGCCCCCUCUUCACUCUUCAGUUGCCACAUAAUUUGCACCAAACAAUGCAGACGUCAACAGCAUCUUUAGUUAUUCCUGCUGGGAGAACUAUUCCAAAUUUCACUACUACAGAACUGGGCACCUCAAAUUCCAGUGCAAAUUAUAGCCUUCCUUCUGGUAUUGGUUAUCCCAUUCAUGUACCAGCAGGAGUGACUCUGCAAACAGCAUCUGGACAUCUUUAUAAAGUGAAUGUGCCUGUUAUGGUAACACAGAGCCCUGGAGGAGCAAGUAUCCUUCAGCAUCCAAUUCAGCAGAUAUUUCAGCAGCUCGGGCAACCUUCCCUAAUACAGGCCAGUCUUACACAGCUGAACCCAUCCUCUGUUCAGUCAGCUACCGAAAAAUCACAGAGACUGGAAACUGUGCUCCCACAGCCCACAGCCCUUCAUCUUGGGCCAGUGGAAAGAAAGCAUUUAGAGAACUUCGCCACCAAUGAGACUCUUGCACAGCCACCUGUGGGAAAUGAACACAAAACCACACCUGAGCUUCUGUUAAGUCAGCAGCCUAAUUCCUUGGAAUGCCCCCAGUAUAUGAAUCUCCCAGGUGCUGUAUUUACUCCACAGGCCUCUCAAACAGGUUCUAAUGGGGAGCCAGUGGUCAGUGUUUCAGGUAGUAUGAUUCAGACUCGGUACAGCGAACAACUUUCCUCGGGCCCUCAGGACUCUUUUCACCAGCAGUCUGAUGUGGAGGCGCUUGUUCUCAAGAACAGGAUGGGUGAAAAUGGUGCCCUAAAGCAGCCUCGAAGCCUAGAAGAGCCUUGCAGCCUUCCUGCCUUAGAAGAGGAAUCCAGUGCACAAAUGGAUUUGAGUAUACAAACAAUUGAUGACAUUAAAAAAAUUAUCCAAAUAGAUGGAACUGGAGAUACAUCUUCAAAUGAAGAAAUAGGGAGUACGAGAGAUGUGGAUGAGAAUGAAUUUCUAGGUAUUAUUGAUGCAGAAGACCUGAAAGUUCUUGAAGAAGAAGGUGAUAGUAUCUCAAAUGAAGAUUCAACUACCAAUAGCAGUGAUAAUGAAGAGCCUCAAAUAGACGUUGUAGAGGAGGACCCUUUAAAUUCUGGGGAUGAUGUUAGUGAGCAGGAUGUGCCAGACCUGUUUGACACGGAUAAUGUAAUAGUCUGUCAGUAUGACAAGAUUCAUCGAAGCAAAAACAAAUGGAAAUUUUACUUGAAAGAUGGUGUCAUGUGCUUUGGAGGGAAAGACUAUGUGUUUGCCAAAGCUAUUGGAGAUGCAGAGUGGUAAAUCUUGUGUGCUCUGUUUAUCAGCAUUUUAUGUCUAUGUAGACAUAAAUGAGAGUAUACUAAAUAUUCUGAAUUUUUUUUUGUU
Vombatus ursinus (common wombat) is the source of this 1577-nucleotide messenger RNA. RefSeq names its product general transcription factor IIA subunit 1 like (gene GTF2A1L). Gene Ontology annotation, cellular component: transcription factor TFIIA complex. Gene Ontology annotation, biological process: transcription initiation at RNA polymerase II promoter; transcription by RNA polymerase II. The transcript is spliced from 9 exons. The coding region runs from base 33 to 1493 and encodes 486 amino acids. Lineage: Eukaryota; Metazoa; Chordata; Mammalia; Diprotodontia; Vombatidae. The record is from RefSeq and is a predicted model, not a curated record.